CCCCGGCCCGGCGCGGCGCUGUGCGGCCAGCGGGCCGGUACCGCCCCAGCUCCUCCCUUCUCCAAAUGCCGGACCUGGUUGCUGUAGAGACCUCCCCGAGGCGUCUGGCAGUGAGUUAAUGUAAUCACUGGAAAAUCCUGGAUGGAAACCAAUGUGUGCUGGAUCAGUGGUUUGGCAAUGAUCAAAUGCCAGUUUUCCAGUGUUCUUGUGAACAAUUCUACAUACAGAACUGCCCUUGUGGAAAUGCACCUAGUUAAGAAUGAACCCAUGAGAAGUGCUGUGGUAGACACAGGCUUCAUGUCAUGUUGGUUUCCAGUUUAAAAACAAGUAGGCUGGCAAUUUUAAAGGAACAGCAACAAAGUGAUGACCAGGUGCCAAGUGCCAGCUUUCCUUAUUCAUCAAAUUCAAGAAGAAUUGGAUAAAGAUGAAGAAGAGAUGAUGGUUUUCCUGUGCCGAGACCUUGCUCCUGACUUGGCCACUGCUGAUCUUAAGGAGGUCUUGGUGGCUUUGAAUGAGAGAGAGAAACUGACUCCUGUUGGCUUGUCUGAGCUGUUGUACCGAGUUAAGAGGUUUGACUUGCUGAGGAGGAUCCUGAACACUGAGAAAGCAACAGUGGAAGCUCACCUUGCCAGGAGUCUCAGACUUAUCCCUGAUUACAGGGUACUAAUGGUAGAGAUAAAUGAAAAUCUGGAAAAAGAUGAAGUGAGUUCUCUUGGUUUUCUACUCAGAGAUUAUGCACCUCGUAUGAAAAUGGCAAAAGAUAAGAGUUUUCUAGCUCUUAUCAUUGACCUGGAGAAGCUAAAUUUGGUGGCUCCUAAUCAACUGGAUUUGAUAGAAAACUGUUUUCAAAGUAUUCACAGGAUAGACUUGAUUAGGAAGAUUCAGAAGUACAAGCAUGAAGCUUCAGUGUCCUCUGUUCAUUCUCAGCCAGUUUAUGUAAAUGCGCUUCAGGCCUCUCUCCCUAAUUUAAAUCUGAUUGAUCCUCCUUAUCAUUCAGGGAUUCAGAAUGAGAACAUAGAAAAAUUACAAAAUGGAUCAAGUCUUACUCUGGGUGCAGCAGAACCACUUCACAUGUCCAUUGAGGAGUCAGGAUCAGUGCCACAUAAGGUGUCUGAUGAUUCUUACAGAAUGCAAAGUCAGCCUUUAGGAAUAUGCCUGAUAAUAGAUUGUAUUGGCAAUGACACUGAUGUGUUGGAAAAGACCUUCAGAGGCUUAGGCUAUGAUGUUCAUUGUCACAGGUAUUUAAAUAUGAACUCCAUGAAUCAAAAAUUGCUUGAAGUUGCAAGGUGGCAGAAGCACAAAUAUUGUGACAGCUUCGUUUGCAUAUUGGUCAGCCGUGGAAACUCUCAGAGCAUCUUCUGUACGGACCACACCUUUUCUGGAUUCCCUUUGGAACAAAUAAAGAAAUACUUUACAGCAGACUCAUGUCCUGGACUCCUAGGAAAACCGAAGCUUUUUUUUAUUCAGAGCUAUGUUGUGCCAGAAAAUGAGCAAGAAUAUACCAGUCUGUCGGAAGUUGAUGGGAAUGCUGAGAAUAUCAGUUCUAAAGUCACGAUUCCCCAAGCAGCAGACAUCUUUUGGAGUCAUUGCAAGGUGGAUGUGUCUAAACUAGAACGAUCCUCAACUUCAUCCUCAUAUUAUCUGCGUUGUCUGGCUGAGCUACUCCAUAAUCCUUAUAAAAGGAAACGCUGUAUAUUGGCUAUCCAUAUGGAACUGAACAAAAAAGUUUAUGAUGGGAAUAUGACCGUUGACCCAAGCCAACAAUACUCACUGCUGCUCCAGCACACACUGAGGAAGAAACUUUUUUUCCCCACUUAACUGCUGUUAGAAACUUUUGCAUUUGACAAGCACUUCUGCUACCCCAUAGACAACCAAAAGCAGAGAGAAUGGAAUCAACAGGAGGCAGAUGAGGAAAAGAAAUGUGAAAAUUUUAAGCAGGAACAAGAAGGGGAAUGGUAGGGAGCAUCAAGAGAAGAACAAGUAGGUGAAAGAUGAUUUGGAUGAGAAAUACAGUAUCAAUAUUGGAAGGAGAAGAAAAUGGGAAAAAGGAAGUGAGAAUAAUAGUGGUUGUCUUUACAGACUCUAAUGAUGUGGUGAGUUGGUUGAUGUUUUGUGGGCUGGUUGGUUGGGGGGUUUAGAGUGAUGCUAAAUGCAACUGUUUACUUAAGAUAUUAGUAGUAGAAUAGAUUCUGCUUUUACAGUUUUGUGACAAAUUUGGUUUGGGGGUUAAGAAGUAUAUAUGUUCUUUGCCUUACUGCAAGACAGUAAGUCCAUGUCCCUUUCAUUAAUAAAUUAUGCAGAAAUGCUGUUUUGAAAACUAGAGGCUCAUGUAAUUAACCCUUUCAGUGGAAAAGGAAGGGACUCUGUGCAUGGCUGCUUGGUUGGAAGUGGUUAUAAUCCUCUAGAGUUGUGGGGAUAGACAUGUAUUGUGCAGCAUUCAUGGGUGUCAGAUAGUGAUUUUUUACACUGAUCCUCUGUAGAUUCCCAAACGUAGCCAUACGCAAUCUAUAAUCAUUCAUCUAAGCAGUAUUUAUUGCCUUGGCACCUCUUUCAAGUGUGGUGUUCAGGCAAGCUGAUCCCCUGUACCUGCUGCGUAGUGAGUAUUUAUGCAGGACUUCUGUGAUGGCUCUUCUGUCACUUCUCCCAUAGCUUAUAGGAUCACAGACUCAUAGAAUAAGCUGAGUUAGAAGGGACCCAUCAGGAUCAUAGAGUCCAACUCCUGGCCCUGCACAGGACACCCCAAGAAUCCCGCCAUGUGCCUAAGAGUGUUCUCCAAAAGCUUCUUGAGCUCUGUCAGGGUUGGUGCUGUGACCACUUCCCUGGGGAGCCUGUUCCAGUGCCCAGCCACCCUCUGGAUGAAGAAUUGAAGAACCUCUUCCUAAAUUCUACCCUAACCCUCCCGUGACACAGUUUCAUUUCUCAAGUCCUGUCAGUGGUCACCAGAGACAAGUGGUUGAUACCUCUGCCCCUUUGCUUCCCUUCAUGAGGAUGUUGAAGACUGCAGUGAGGUCUCCCCUCUUCCUCCCCAGGCUGAACAAGCCAAGUGAGCUCAACCCCUCCUCAGAGGGCCUCCACUCCAAAACCCUUACCAGGUUUCUGUGUCCCUCCAUACACAUGAGGGGUCCUGUCUCUUCUUGCUGUAGUGCACACAUAAAAUUUGAGUCUAGAAACGGAUGCGGGGUGUGGACUGCAUCAAGCUGUCCCUGUACUGCAGGUAGUGAAAUGAUCUCAGGUUAAAUGAUCCUUUAGCCAAAAGAAAAAGGGGGAGAGAAUUUUGGAUCCAUCAUGAGUUUAAGGUGUUAGCACAGGAACAUAGAGAAAGCAGAAAGCAAACACUAGUAACACUUAAAUCUUCAAUACAGCUGGUGAAAUUUCAUGGUCUUGGACUGCCAAAAUGUCUAAUUUUCAGAACAUACUGUUGGAGGAGAUAAAACAAGUUACGCUGCUCCUGCAUUGUCAGAGGUUGGAAUAAGGCUGUCAGAGUCAAUGCUUUGGCACUUAAUUACAGUUUUGGUUUCUGAUAACUGGAAGAAAAUUUCUUGUAGUUCUGUAUGUGCUCCAUAUAUAGAAGGUGAUGUCUUUAAGUGGCUCAGAAGCUGUAUGCAAGAGGCAAGAGAUUCAGUGGUGUUUUGUACCAGACUUGAGUUGCAUGGUUUUUCUCAGCCACCUACACUGAUGUGGCUGAGCCGUAAAUUGAGCUCAUUAUCCAAAAUAGAAUUUAUAUUCAAGAGGAUGUUACUGUGGUAUAACUUGUAGAUGGAGCAUGUUGUAUGGCUGAUCUCCCCUUUCAACUCUGCAUAAGAAGUAACAGUGGCUCCUAUUACAUAUACCUGAGUCAGAGAAGCUUUUUAUGGGAGUUUCUGAGAAUUAUUUUCUGCUUUCCAGAGUUUUAAGUUUCUGACAUGCAGAACAGUAUUGCUGAGGGGUAUUGCUGUCUGUGUGGUUGAUCUAUAUUCAAUUUAAAUUAAAUCUCCUGUACUGAAUUAUUUGACAGCUUUUCUGUGGCUGGUUUAAAUUAUGUCUAUUUUUCAGCUUCUGUAUUAGAAACAAUAAUAAGACACUAUGACUGGAUACAAAUGCUCAGUUUCAUGGUGAUAUUCUGAAUAAAAUUUCUGUAUGCAGUCAGA
Molecule: messenger RNA, 4127 nt
Organism: Lonchura striata (white-rumped munia)
Lineage: Eukaryota; Metazoa; Chordata; Aves; Passeriformes; Estrildidae
Source: RefSeq, a predicted model, not a curated record